Diatraea saccharalis (sugarcane borer) is the source of this 4287-nucleotide messenger RNA. Lineage: Eukaryota; Metazoa; Arthropoda; Insecta; Lepidoptera; Crambidae. The record is from the annotation of a GenBank genome assembly.
CAGACCUUGAAUAGGUUAUUUCGCUUAUAUGUCAGUCUGAUUUCUAUAGGUUAGCGGUGUAGAAGUGCUCUAUUUUAAGGCAUAAAUAAAUUAUAAUUGAAUUAGGAAUUCACCGAUAGUAAAAUGUCCUCAAUUGACGCACCAGUAGAAAUACAAAAUUCUGAAUAUUGUAACUAUCGUUCUCCGUUAAGCACAAGAUAUGCAUCCAAGGAAAUGCAGUACAAUUUUAGUGAUCAAAAGAAGUUUUCUACUUGGAGAAAACUAUGGAUCUACCUAGCUAAAGCUGAAAAGGAGUUGGGCUUGGACAUAACGAACGAGCAAAUCGCCGAACUAGAAGGUGCCAUCCACGACAUCGACUUCGCGUGCGCAGCGGAGCACGAGAAACGUGUACGCCAUGACGUGAUGGCGCAUGUACAUGCGCUCGCGCAACGAUGCCCGACUGCUGCGCCGAUCAUUCAUCUCGGAGCGACUUCCUGCUACGUCGGCGACAACACUGACUUGAUCGUUCUUCGGCACGGUCUUGAUCUACUGUUGCCGAGACUGGCCGCCGUCAUCAGCAGGCUGUCACAAUUCGCUGAUGAGUACAAAUCGAUCCCCAUUCUCGGAUUCACUCAUCUACAGCCAGCCCAAUUGACUACCGUUGGUAAGCGAGCUUCGCUAUGGUUAAGCGAUUUGCUCAUGGACGAGCGGGCUCUCUCUCGUGCAAGAGAUGACCUUCGUUUCCGUGGAGUUAAAGGUACAACCGGCACUCAAGCAUCAUUUCUCCAAUUGUUUAAAGGAGACAGUGCUAAAGUAAAAGCCUUAGACAAAAGAGUCGCAGAACUGGCCGGUUUUGACAAACGCUACAUUGUCACCGGCCAAACUUACUCUAGGAAAGUGGAUUUAGAAAUUAUAGCGGCACUAUCUGGACUCGGAGCGACUGUCCAUAAAAUGUGUUCUGACAUUCGUAUAUUAGCUUCCCGUAAAGAAUUGGAAGAACCAUUCGAAGCUUCCCAAAUUGGAUCUAGUGCUAUGCCUUAUAAAAGAAACCCUAUGCGAUCAGAACGGUGCUGUGCCCUUGCUAGACAUUUAAUCACUUUGUACGCAAAUGCAGCGAAUACACAUGCGGUUCAAUGGUUGGAACGUACUCUAGAUGAUUCUGCCAACCGCCGUAUUACACUUGCAGAAGCAUUUUUAGCAGCUGAUGCGAUAUUAUUAACUCUACUCAAUAUUUGCCAAGGUUUAGUGGUAUACCCUAAAGUGAUUGCUCGUCAUAUCAAUCAGGAGCUGCCAUUUAUGGCAACAGAAAAUAUUAUAAUGGCCAUGGUUCAAGCAGGUGGUGAUCGUCAAGUGUGCCAUGAGAAAAUAAGAGUACUUUCACAAGAAGCUGGGGCUCAGGUAAAACAACACGGUAAAGAUAAUGAUUUGAUAGAUCGUGUCAAGAAAGACCCCUACUUUUCGCCUAUAAUAUCUCAAUUGGAGAGCAUUUUAGACGCAUCUACAUUUAUUGGUAGAGCUUCUGAGCAAGUAUCAGAAUUUAUUGAGGAAGAAGUGGAUCCAAUCAUUUCUAAAUAUACAAACACUUUAGCUGCUCUCGAAAAACCAGUUGCAUUGAAUAUUUAACUUAUUUCUUACCGCAUGUUGUAAUAAAACAAUUUUUUAUUUAAUAAAAUGAUAUAUUUACAAUUACAAUGUUUAUUUCUAUAAUUAUUUUAUUUAUAAACAUACAAAAGAUGACUAUUAUACAAGACGUAAUUCUAAAUGAACUAGGUUGUGGUAACAUUAUGUUCCAGAGAUGAUAUCGAAUACUGUGAUCGAAGCUGAAGCACAUUAAAUGAAUAAUAAAUAACUUAGAAAAAUAACAUUAACAAAACUGAAUAAAUAAAUAAGCUUAAGGAUUACAGAUAGAGAGAAUCUUUCAACAAACUUCAUGACAAUGAAUAAUGAAAAAAAGAACAAAAAUUUUUAAUGGCACGAGGAGAUUCGUUUUUGUAACAAGUGAUAGAUCUCGUUUUUAUAGAGUAUUAGUUAAUAACGUAUCACCUUGGCAAGCGGGACCUUGGCUGGGCCAGUUACACGCUCCCAGAGAUUCAUCAAAACUUAACUGAACAGGGCAGUUAAAAACGUGGAGAGUAAACCUUUGCUUAGUACAGUCCCAUCUACAUGCGUAGAAUUUAUUACAUUGCUUAGGAUGACGGAACAAACCAGCUCUUUGACAGUCUACCGAUCCUUGUAAUGUCUCGUCACGGCUUCUCCAACCUCCUGGACCAUAUCUAUCAAAUGCUUGAGAAUCUAUUGAUGAUCCUACAGAUUCUGAUUGCUUAGCAAUGACAGUAGGUGCAACUUCUUGAUUUAAUAAUACAGUUUUGUACGUUGGGGCCAACGUUACUGUUUUAACUCGUGGCCUUAUUUUGAUGAUCUUUUCAGUAGUCGAAACGUAAACUGGUGUACUUGAUACAUAGUUUUCUGAAUAUAUUCGUUCUCCUUUAGGUAACGGUGAAUCGUAACUGUUUUCUUCUUGGAAAUCUUGAUAAUAUGAAUCAUCAGGAACAAUAAUAGGAUUGAAAGUAGAUUUAAUAAUAGGGCUAGUGGUAACUGUUUCCACAUUUUGUACUCGUAAUUUAGCAGAUUUCUGUGUCCAUUCAUUAUCGCUGAUAUCUCCACGACCACUAUAAUAAUUAUCUUCACUGUAAUCGUCAAAAUCUUGUUGUGCUGGCACGUUAGGUUUCUUUCCUUUAAGGACAAGUACAGGCGAUUGACAACUACAGACAGCUCCUAAUUUUCUUACAAGUAAUGGAUUGAAAUCAUUUAUUUUGGUGACAACGGCCACUUUCGGUUUUAUUCUCCGAAUCGGUGCUGGAGUGACUUCAACUAAUUCUUGUUUAUAAGAUGGUGUUACUAUAGCUUUCGGUGUCGAAGAAUAUAUUUCACUAGAAACGACGAUGGGUUCUGUAGAGUAUACAAUUGAUGGUGAAGAGACCAGUCCAGCAUCAGGCCCAACGGUACCGAAACCAAGCAAGUUUUGUUUGGCUGUCUCUACGACUAUGUUCUGUUUUCUUAUGUAAGAACCUGAUGGAGAAGCUUUGUACGGAUUUCUUAUAUUUGAUACUUGGUCAUAGGUAUUGAAAUUUGCAACAUUUUGCGAUUCUUCCGACGGCGGCAAGUAGUCGGGUGCUUUGUACUGCGUAGUUGAUUCUACAUAUUUAUACGUCGGGUUAGUUGUACUUGAUUUAACAAUUGGUCUGUAUGUCGUUGACACUACUGGAGCUGAGGUGGUAAAACUCGCUGAUGAAACGAGUCCCGCGUCUGGGCCGACUGUGCCGAAGCCAAGUAAAUUUGAUUUGGACGUUUCGACAACAAUAUUCUGUUUCCUUUGCACUGGAGCGUAUGUAGCAGAUAUAACUUCUUCUUGAUAAGGAUUGUAUCCAAGUUUUGAUGAUUCCGUGUUUUUCAAACCAAAACUUUCAAAAUUUACCAAUUUGACUGUGUUGUCUUUUUCUUCUGUAGGUGGCAAAUAAUCCGGUGCUUUGUAUUGCGUAUUAUAGUCGACAUAUUUGAAAGUCGGUUCUUGUGUCGUAGAUGAAGGACUAUAAGUAUUUUUAGCGUUAUACCGUGGCACAGACACAGGAGGCGAGUAUUCCCUUGUAUUAGAAGUGGCGGUAUAAGUAGAUGAAACUACAGGAACUAAUGUAGACUGAAUAGGUGGUAAAUAUUCUUCAGCUUUGUAAUUUUCUUGAAUUUGUGGAGUAUCUUGGACAAGUUGUUUGUAUUUUGUGACCACUUUAGUUCCUGGGAAUGUAGAAAUAUGUACAGAUUCUUUCCUAGGUUGCGUUACAUGUGAUGUACUGAACGAGAUUUGUUGAACAGGAAUAUGAUAAUCUGUAUCUUGAGUCUGAUGAACAAUUGGUAUUGAAGCUACCUUUGGAGGAAUGUACUCGGGCGCUUUAUACGUUGAUGCUGUCGGAGGAAUGUAUUCAGGAGCCUUGUACUCCACUUUCUUUGCCUCUUCGUUAUCAGCAUAAUGAUCUUCAUAAGCUAUAGAUGAUGGCGUUGUAGACACGAAUACUACAUCCUUGUCUGAUUGUGAUUUUGCGUUAUUCUGAUGGUAUACUUGAUGUGAGACAAUGUUUGCAUCAGAAUAGAGCUUUCCAAAAUCAAGCUCUUCAUUUCUUUGUAUUUCAGGUUGGCUAUAUGAAUAACCUUCUUGACCCAAUUGUAUAGUUUGAUGCGAGAAAGACUGUUGAUAUUGAACAGGUUGACUAACAUGAGUGAUUUCUUGUUGGUGAACAAUCGGUUGAUAGUUUUCUG